Molecule: messenger RNA, 1836 nt
Organism: Spinacia oleracea (spinach)
Lineage: Eukaryota; Viridiplantae; Streptophyta; Magnoliopsida; Caryophyllales; Amaranthaceae
Product: cytochrome P450 704C1
Exons: 6
Coding region: 114-1658 (514 amino acids)
Molecular function (GO): oxidoreductase activity, acting on paired donors, with incorporation or reduction of molecular oxygen; heme binding; monooxygenase activity
Source: RefSeq, a predicted model, not a curated record
UUGUGGCAUUGGAGGCGUGGAGGGGGGAAAACUCAACGUUCAACAUUGAACUCAACAUAUUCAACAAUUGAACUCAAGAUUCAAUAUUCAAUAUUCAAUAUUCAAUAUUCCAAAUGGAAACUCAGAUGGGUAAUUUCUCAUACAUCACCACUCUUACGAUCGUAAUUGCUCCUGCAAUCCUAGCUUUUCUGGGCAUCAAACUGUUGAAGAACAAGCGAUUCCGUAAAAAUGGAGAGAGAAAAAAAUUCCACCCGAUUGGUGGGACGAUGAUUCAUCAACUCCUAAACUUCAAGAAGCUUCAUCAUUACAUGACUCGUCUUGCUGCCAAGCAUAAGACUUACAGAUUAUUAACCCCUUUUAGAAACGAGAUUUACACUUCUGAUCCUGCUAAUGUCGAAUUUAUCCUCAAAACCAACUUUGAUAACUAUGGCAAGGGGGGUUAUAACUAUGACAAUCUUAGUGAUCUAUUAGGUGAUGGGAUCUUUGCGGUUGAUGGGGAAAAAUGGCGCACCCAAAGGAAAAUCUCAAGCUAUGAGUUCUCAACAAGGAUGUUGAGGGAUUACAGCAGCAAAAUCUUCCGGAAAAAUGUAGUAAAACUAGCAGAUAUAAUUGCUGAUGCUGCAAAUUCUAACCAAAUAAUGGACAUUCAAGAGUUGUUUAUGAAGUCAACACUAGAUUCCAUAUUCAAAGUUGCAUUUGGAGUUGAGUUAGAUAGUAUGUGUGGCUCAAACGAACAAGGAAGGAAAUUUAGUCAUGCUUUUGAUGAUGCUAGUGCUUUAUCUUUGUACCGAUAUGUAGACAUCUUCUGGAAAAUCAAGAAAUAUCUCAACAUUGGUGCUGAGGCUGAACUCAAGAAAAACAUCAAAAUCAUCGAUGAUUUUGUUUACAAAUUGAUCAGUAACAAAGUGGAGUUAAUGAAAAGUUCAGAGACCAAUUUCUCAGAAAUGCAGAUAAAAAAGGAUGAUAUAUUGUCCAGAUUCUUGGAGCAUAGCAACACUGAUUUUAAGUAUUUAAGAGACAUUAUCCUGAACUUUGUGAUUGCUGGCAAAGACACCACAGCUGCUACACUUUCAUGGUUUAUUUAUAUGCUUUGUAAACACCAGGAUGUACAGGAAAAGGUUGCUGAAGAAGUAAGGAAAGUUACGAACAUGGAAGGGGGAAGAUAUUAUUCAGAAUUUGCAGCUAGUUUGACGGAUGAAUCACUUGAAAGAAUGCAGUAUUUACAUGCUGCAUUGACAGAGACUCUCAGACUCUAUCCUGCAGUUCCAGUGGAUGCAAAGAUAUGUUUUUCAGAUGAUACACUCCCUGAUGGUUAUAGUGUGAAUAAAGGAGACAUGGUGGCUUACCAACCCUAUGCAAUGGGAAGGAUGAAAUUUAUAUGGGGUGAUGAUGCAGAGGAUUUCCUACCAGAAAGAUGGCUUAAUGAGGACGGUAUCUUCCAGCCCGCGAGUCCAUUUAAGUUCACAGCCUUUCAGGCAGGUCCGCGAAUUUGUCUAGGCAAGGAAUUUGCUUACAGGCAGAUGAAAAUCUUCUCUGCUGUUCUGUUGAGCAGUUUCAUCUUCAAACUCAGUGAUGAGGAAAGCACUGUUAAUUAUAGGACAAUGAUAAACCUCCAUGUUGAUGGUGGUUUACAUAUUCGUGCUCUACAUCGAAAAUAGGUACCUGUAAAUAUAGGUAAAUCCCCUCCCCUUUCUUUCCAGGAAAGAAAAGUAAGUAGUAUAUGACGGAGUAUGUAAAAUUAAUGUCAGAAUCCAACUGUGUAAUUUAAGUGUAAUAAUGGAAGAUGGUGUACAUAUUUCCUAAACUCAAUAAAAAGCCUCUUUUCCAGAUUUAUAA